GUCGUUACCCAGGCUGCCCGGCCCUUUGGCGCGAGUAUUUUCCCGCGGGCUGGCUGUGUGAGCGGAGAGAAACUCGUGUGUUGUUGUGGAGAGGCCUCCUAGGCUCGGUGCUGGGCAAUGCGUGGAUAGACACGGCUGUCCGAGUUCUGAGCACCAGAAUGAUGGCUGCUGUUCAUCCAGCCGCUUCUGGCUUGUUACCACUGUUGGCGACCUUGGAAGACUCCUCUGUAUCAUCUACAGAGCAGGUUGAUGCCUACCUUACCAUAUCCAGUCGCCUUAGUGGAGAAGAUGGAAAGGAAUUUGCGGGUGCAGUUGGCAAACAGUUUACUCGACUCUGUGACGUACUUAAAGGUCAUCUUUCCAAUUUGGAUUUGGAACUUUGUAAUGCUGCGCUACAGGCCUUGGGAUUUUGUGUCUUUCACAGUAGUAUUAGUGCUGCGUUGUCAGCACCUGAAGCUAAACAGUUGCUUUUGACACUCUGUGACAUUGCAGUCACCUCAACCGAUAAGAAUACGUGUACAAGGGCACUUUGGGUAAUGGCUAAGCAGACCUUUAGUCCUGAAGUCGUUGAAAAAGAGGUUCCAAAAAUACUUUCAGCAGUGGAAACAAUAUUUACUAGAGAUCAGCAGUCAGUGGUUGUUGAACAUGAAGCACUAAAUCUUAUUGUGAGGCUUUUGGAGCAGACGCCUGAACAAAUGGGACAGCACGCUGUUCAAUGGGUCAAGUUGCUACUUCCUCUCGUCGUUCAUUCUGCUCCCAAGGUUCGGUUGCGGGCAGCAACAGCGUUGGAAUUGGGGCUACCGCUUCUGCUCCAAAAGCAGCAGGAGGUGGCAGUUGUAACUGAGCCGUUAAUGAUGUCAAAAAUUAUUCCAGAGAUGCAGAAGCUAUUUACAUCGAAAAAUGAAACAUAUGUGCUGAAGUUGUGGCCACUCUUUGUGAAGCUUUUGGGAAAGUCGUUGCAUCGUGGAGGAAGUUUCAUUAACUCUCUCCUGCAUUUGGAGGAGUUGGGAUUUCGUAGUGGCUCUCCAGUUGUGAAGAAAAUAGCUUUCAUUGCUUGGAAAAGCUUGAUUGACAAUUUUGCUUUAAAUUCUGAUAUCCUUUGCAGUGCAAAAAGGCUCCGUUUGCUCAUGCAGCCACUGAGUUCUAUUCAUGUUAGGACUGAGGUUCUUGGCCUUGCCAAGCUGGAGGUGUGGUGGUAUUUGGCUUUGCGGCUGGGUCCCCAAUUAUCUGCUAACUUUGAACAGGUGUGUGUCCCAAUGCUACUGAAUGCUUUUGGUGCUGAUGGAACUACACAUUCAACAAGCAUAUCUUGUAGAACUUCAAUCUGUACACCUACAACACCUGCCUCUGCACAGAAGCCAGCCUUUCCUUUUCCAAGUCCCGCAAUGUCAAGAACGCAAAAUAAUUCCAGCUUCUCUCUCAUGCCAGUAAUGCAAGCCAUGCAGCUUGUGGGAGUCGAAAUAUUACUUCACUUCCUUACGGGUCCUGCAGUUACUGAUCUAGUGAAACAGAACAAUCUUCAACUCAGCCUGGACCCUCUGCAGCAUCCGUUAAUUAACAGCCCUUCGUUCUUUUGCAAGCAUGCUGGCACACUGAUCAAUGCAGUUAAAGAUGCAUUCAUUUCUGUUGGCAAAUUGGGUGAAGAUACCCUGCUUAACCUUAUCUGGCAGCAUCUGAUCAGCUAUGUGAAAAAUGGUAUUGAGUCAGGCUCAAAGAAGGAGCGACAAGUAUCGGAGCUAUUGACGCUGCUACUACAAGCAUUGCAGCAGGUGGUAACUUUGGAUGCUGUCACAGCACACAGAGCUUUAGGUCUUAUAGAAGCAACUAUCAAAGGACUCCCUCAAAAAGUCUUGGGAUCACCUGCAUACCAGGUUGCCAACAUGGACAUUCUGAAUGGCACUCCAGCACUCUUCCUGAUCAUCUUGCUCUUCCACAACAGUUUAGUGGAAUGUUGUGUGGUUGAAGAAAGAUUUUUCACUAUUCUUGAAACUCUCGUUGGUUACGGAUUGUCUGGCCCCACGUGCUCACUGGCAUUCAGUGAGUCAGUUUUAAAUGUUGUUAACCAGUCUGCAGCCCUGGCAGCAAACAAAGAGCACCUCUGGAGAAUGUGGAGCAUUGUUGUUAAUCCGCUGACCGAUCGGGUCACCCAGACAAAUGAGGUAAAUCAAGGAGACGCAUUAGAGCAUAACUUCCGUGCUAUGUACAUUGCAUUGACACUACCAAUCAACCACUUGUUUACCAAACAAAAUCUUCCACAGUCUACAGUGAAGUCAGCACUAAGAACAUGGGCUGAGUUGUAUAAAACAUUUGCACGUUGUGCAGCUUUGGUGGCAACAGCAGAAGCCAACGUCUGCUGUGAGGAGCUGAGUGUCAAAAUUUUAGCAAUACUGGAUGAUGACUCUUUUUCUAGCUUAUCUUCGUUGGAGGCAAUUGUUCAUAUCUUAAAUGUGAUGGUUGAAUGUGUUGACUUCUCUCAGUUCUCAAAGUUUCAACAAAAAGCCAACACACCACACACACCUACACACUGGUUAAAGAAAAAACAGGAGCCUCUUGGAAAUCUCACUUCAUUGCUUAAACUUCUAGUGAAAAUCACAGAUGCUUUUCAUGAGCUAAGUUCCAAGGAAUCUCAGUUUGAAAUGUCAGUUUCUGGAAUGGUAUCCAUUGGAGGUGGCAUUGUCGGCAUUCUCUCCAAUAUCUUCACUCACCUGUCCGUGGCAUCAGCAAUUGAAGCAGUGUUCACCAGCUUAGCAGAUUCCAUAUCCACCUUCUAUGAAAGGACGUCAAACCCAAUUAAUGGAGCUUCAAAGGUGUACACGACUCCACUGUCCAAUAAGCUAGAGAAGUUGCAUGCAGACAUUCUUCAUUGUUUGCAGUCCCGUUACACCUCGGCCUAUGACAGCAGCUUGCUGGAACAGUUGUCAUCACUACUCAGCACCACUUUCUUGCACAAGAACCGGCAAAUCAGGAACCAGACUGCACAGUUUUGGAAUGCUACUUUUGCCAAAGCAACAACACUAAACUACCCACAGCAACUGAAGCCAAUAUUAAGUCGGGUCAAGCAGAAAACUCCCAUAAUUUUGCCUGGUUUUGAGGCAUUGGAGUUGACAGAAGAAUCAAGUGGCCCUUAUUCAGAUCUGUCAGAAAAUUCCCAGCUGGAUGCUAAAAUCAGUGGUGUGGAAGUAAAUUCUGUUGGGAAAAGAAACUCGCUGCUAGCUAAAGCUGAACAAUUGAAAGAGAAAACAUCCCUUCAAACUCCAGCAAAAUUGAAACUAGAUUUCUCUCCCAAAACUCCACGGCGUGAAUUUCUUCUGGAGGAGGAACAAUCAUUGGACUUUGUCUUUAUACCACCUGAACCAAAGCAGAGGAUACUAACCGAGCAUCAGAAAGAGGUGUUGCAGACAAAGAGGACUGACAUUCCCGCAAUGUACAAUAACUUGGAUGCGUCCCAGGAUUCUCACUUGUUUUCCCAGCAUGCAGAGUCUCAGGAAGGAAGUCUAGAAAAAUUGGCAGGAAAAGUUGAGCAAGUGGACAAAACUUCUGACAAGAAACAGCAGGCUGACAGUGUGGUAGCAGAAAGUGAGGUGAUUGCCCCAGUUACAACUGAAGAAGGCACUGGAAGCAUAUUGCUUGAUCAAGAAAAACUGCAGGAUCCUACUGAUCAGGAGAAAAGUGGAAUUCCAAUUUGUCUAGAUUCUAAAGGUUCUGAUGGCAGUGACGAACAGGAGGAAACUAGAAAUGGUGCAGCAGUUUCCCCAUCAGACUGCAUUAGGGGUGACGUUGAAGCAGUCAGCCAUGCAGAUGUCAGUGGCAGUUCCACCUCCUCUGAAGUUGUCUCUGGGACACCACAAAAAACCAGCAGUCGUCGGCAGUCAUUUAUCACGCUGGAGAAGUUUGAUUCUUCUACCCCGUGUUCCUUCAGCAAGUCGCCAAUAAGUAAAUUUACUCAGGUAGCUGCUAAAGCUCCUGUUCCUCUGCAGGGUGAAGUAAUGGAGGUGGAAGAUACACCACAACUUGAAGUGGGUAAGGUUUGCCAGGAGGUCUCUCUGAACACGUCGCUCUCUAGGAGUAGACGAAGUAGACGCUUAGGAAAUAAAAAUGAACAGUCAGUCAUGGAAAAGCCAACCAAACGCAACAAGACUUCUAAAAGUAUGAGGUCUUCUGAAGAAGAGUCAUCUGACAUCAAAGAAAAUUCUUCAGCUGAUAAUGUACAUACAUCAAAAGAAAGCGAUUUGCCUGAGGUUGACUGCAGCCAGAAUUCUGAGUGUCAACCAGAUAGUGAACAACCAGUAGUUGUUGGGGAGAGAAAGUUGGCUUCUGCUGUCAUCUCAAAGGAAAAUCCAUUAUCAGAAAGACCUCCAAGUAUGCAAGAUGAGGCUGAUGAACAAAAUUCUAGAACACCACUAAUUAAAACACGAAGGCAAUCUUCUAGGAAGCAUUUGGAAGUGACAGUGACUGAUCCAGCUAUUAAAAAGGUAAAAAGUGAGAGUUGCAAACUCCGUAAAAGAUCACAAAAUGAUGGUGUGGAGUCUCCUCAGAAUGGGUCCUCUGGGAGUGAUGAGUUGACAAAGGAGGAAGAUAAUAAUUCUAAAACUUCAUCUGACAACUCAGAAACCAAAAAGAGCAAUGCUUCAAAAACUAACUCUCAAGAACCUCUUGGCAAAUGCCGUCCUCGCUACCUCACUCGUAGGUCGUCCCAAGGCCUAUCUGAAGCAGAAAACAGCUGUUGUGAUGUGACUGAAACUGAGAGUUCUGAAAGCAGCUCCAAGCCUCAGAAAGGGCCAAAGAAAAGGAAAGUAUUCAAGGGAAAAACAAAGACAAAAGAGCUGUCUCCUGAGAGCAGCAAGACAAAAACAGCAAAGGAACACAAACUAAUGAUGGGUGGUCAGCCAUGCUCAGAAACUGAAACUGGUGAGGUUAAAAUUUUGAAGGAAAAAGAGGUGGAGCAUCAGGAUGUAUCAGCGACACAAACUGACGAUGCAAGUGAUGUUAAUCCUGUGCAGAAAGCUAUGGAGGUUCAGGCAGUUGAAGAGUCAAGUGUAGAGAUGGAUCCCAAAAUGGACCCAGUAGCAUCUGAUGAGAGGGAACAACCUGAAGCUGUUGAAAAUGUGAAAGUCGCAAGUAAUUUGGAGCAGUGCAAAUUUGAAGAAGCUAGCCCAGUGGUCAAUGUUGAACCUUUGCCUUCUGAGGCAGGAAAUUCAUCUUUUGAGAUGUCAUUUAGUGAUUGCUCAAAUCCCCCGCAUGAGCAGCAUAUAGACAAAAAGGACCAGCAAUUAAAAGGGUGCCAUUUGAGAAGUAAAAGGACACGGAAAACUAAAAGCUGUGAUUGUUGCCAGAAUCCCUUGCAACAGCAUGGGAAGUCGCUAGCUGAAAGCAAAGAAAAUACUGCCAAGCAAGAUUCGCAUUCUGAUGGGCAGAAAGAGCAUAAUUCACACCUGAUUUUUUCCACAUCUUCUGCAGAGAGAUUAUCAGAAGGUUCUGAGUUGAUUAACACUGGAACUGAUGACAAUGGACCGUGUGCAUUCAGCACACCCAUAAAUGAGAACAGUGCAAAACAUCCUUUUGGUCCAUCCUUCAGUACAGUUACAUCCAAAGGGGAUUCCAGUGAAGAAAAAUGCAUUUUACCGGGCUUUGAAGCCUCUGCAGAGCAGAAAGUGGAGCCACGUUCUGCAGAGCAAAAAAUAGAAGAAGCUUUGCAUUGUGAAAAGAAUGAGCAAGUGGAAGUGAUGGAGGCAGGGGACACUGCAAAUCAGAAGUGUCACAUGUCAGAACCAGUAACUGAACCAGUGCCAGUACCAGAACCAGUUACUGAUAAUGCUGGGGAGCCUGCUGCUUUGUUAGGUGAGCCAUCAAUGAUUAAAGAAGCUCAAGAUGACAGCUGUGUUUUAGACCACGGUCAAGUGACUAAAGCAAGUGAGUCUGCCCCACUUGACAAAGUGACUGAUGUACUGGCUGGACCAGAUGAGAGUGAAGAGAUGAGUGCUGUCAACAUGUCUAUGCAAGGUGAACCGGAAACUGCAGUGCAGUUCAAAGAUGCGGAAUCUGGCGAAAAUGAAGAGUCACAAACCGAGGCAGAAAUAACAGCAGCAGUUGAUCUCCCCAAACCGGUGAUACCUGAUAAUAAUGAACACAAGUCAGAGCAACUCAUGGAAUCACCACAGAAGAUAAAAAAUGAUGGCAUGUUUCUGACAGGUUCAAUGCACAGCCCUUCAGGAAUGCAGGCAUGUUGUGUCUGGUCACCUACAGCCUCACCUUCCACAAGUAUUCUUAAGAAAGGAAUUAAGAGGCAGACUGAAACUGAUUCUCCUUCACCACUGAAUAAGAUCCGUAGAGUUUCAUUUGCAGAUCCAAUUCAUCGGGAAGGCUUGGCAGAUGAUAUUGAUCGUCGUAGCCCAGUAGUGAGAUCCCAUUCUUCAGGAAGUUCCCCUGCAUUAAAUCACUCAAUCUCUAAUGGUUCUGUUCGGUCCAGUUUUCAGUACAAGUACAACACUACUCCAACAAAGGGGUUCCAGAGUCCAAGUACUCGCAAUUCAGGCUGUAAGAGUUCGAAGAAAUGUCUGAUCUCUGAGAUGAGCAAAGAGUCUGUGACAUCAUCUUCAGCACGUGUGUAUCCUGCUCUGGUUAGCUGUUCUUCACCCGUCGAAACUAUUCUACCUCAGCUUGCUUCUAAUAUGUGGGCCCGAGGUUUGGGCCAACUUGUAAGAGCUAAAAACAUCAAGACUAUUGGUGACCUGAGCUCGCUCACAGUGGCUGAAAUUAAGUUGCUUCCGAUCCGUUCCCCAAAAGUCUUUGUAGUAAGAAAGGCUCUCAAGGCCUUUUAUGAACAUCAGAGAAAAUCUCUUUGUUUAGAAGAAGACAACGUAUUUGAAGGUGAAAAAUUGGUAAAUGGCACAGAUGACACCAUCAACUCCAGUGCUGAUGAAGAAAAGCUGGCCACAGACUUAAGUGAGACUGCUCCACCUCCUGUUACUCCUCCUUCCCUCGUCUCUGAAGUUAAUGCACUCCAUGCACGCUUUUUCUCUGAGAACUUGAAUGAGCACUCCGGGAGUCAACUCUUCACGAUGCAUCAUCAGCUGAGUGGUAUGAUGGACUGCAUCAUGGAAAACCUGCAGUCUCGUUGGAGGUCCCUACCACAUGAAGCUGCAGACUGAUGGUGUCAAGCUGUGUGAACUGGUAAAACUCGUCUUAAACAGUGGAGGUUAUUAAGCUGCCACAUUCCAUCCCCUUAAAACAAGCUACAGCUUACUAUCGGGUAAUUAUUUGCCACAGUGUUUCAUCCCUGCUUUACUCAUGGUAAAUAUCAGUCUUACAUUGUGCUCAGGUGUGUCCUGUUGCUCUGCCUCCAUUUUAAGAAUUGUGACCUUGAAUUCCAGCCUUAUCUGGUGUUCAAACUUCACUUUUCUUGAGGAUAUCCUGGUAAAAGUGGCACUGGUCAUUGGGGAAUAAGAAAUCAGCCGUGAACAGCACCUUCUCUGUAGAAGCUUGUCCUCCUCUUGACUGCUCGCAGUGGUUUCAGAAAGAGCAAUUUUCUUGGUAAAUGGGGGUAAGGUGUGAUGAGGAUAUUGUAUAAAGGAGUUGCCUGUAACUAAGUAUUAUUUUGAUAGACUGCUUUAUAGAAAGAUAAAGUCAGUAGUAAUUGCAGAGCAACAGUGGUGAAAAUGGAUGGAAUGAUCUUUCGUAGAAGCAGUGGGAUAGAAUAAUAUAUAUACUAAAAAGGACCACACAAGGAGAUUUCAAUGAGUGUCUCAUUGCCAUUAUGUACAUUGGGAGAAGUUAUAAAAAAUGUAUUCGAAAUUUUCUGCAAGGAAAAUAAUUCUGUGAUGUUAAAUUAUAUUAUUUUACCAAUAAAAUUUUGCAUUUUUUUUGUGAACAGAAUACAUCUGUUAUUUCUCUCUCUGGCCAUUUCUUUUAUAGUGAUGUCUAUAGAUGCCAGAGUAAAUUGGUGCACAGGAAUGAAAUCGGAGCUGCACAUUUUUAAAAAAAAAACAACUUUUUUUUAAACCUGUGCUUGAGCUCACUGUAUACUCUUGUACAAAUAAAAACCAUUACAAUUUCUCUUGUCUGUUAUGUUUUCAAUUUUGUUUGCUGCUGAUUUAGCUUGAGGUUUACGAGGAUCACUUUUCCGAAAACAGUACAGAUCUUGGUUAAGGCCUUAGAGCUGUGUUACAGUGAGGAUGUAACGGUUAUCUGCACUGAGCCAACAAUUGGCAUUCUGAGAUCUGAGAACCCGGUAGAUUGGGAAUGAAUCUCCAGUGGAUUAAAGUCGCACCUUCACUAGUGGGUUAUAAAGACCAUACAGUGG
This is a messenger RNA of Mobula hypostoma (lesser devil ray), 8299 nucleotides long. It is a transcript of the gene rif1, whose product is annotated as replication timing regulatory factor 1. Bases 159 to 7148 code for a protein of 2329 amino acids. NCBI's taxonomy places the organism in Eukaryota, Metazoa, Chordata, Chondrichthyes, Myliobatiformes, Myliobatidae. Gene Ontology annotation, biological process: telomere maintenance. The record is from RefSeq and is a predicted model, not a curated record. The transcript has 36 exons. Gene Ontology annotation, cellular component: nucleus.